GUCUCUGUGCGUCGACGCUUUGAUUGAGCUGUCGGAUGAAAACGCAGACUGGAAGCUGAGUUUAACUGAGUUCAUCAAUUGUCUGACGCCCACAUACCACCCAUAUGAGAGAAAGUGCGCUCUGGAGGACGAGGUGUUUGAGGACGGCGCUGAAACUCGGAUGGAGUGUAACAAGUGUGUGUGUGCCUGUGGAAACUGGGUGUGCACCGCUCUGACCUGCAACGGAGAGCAUCAGGGAGAGGGGGCUGCUGAGGAGGGAGCAGAAGAGGAGGAGCUGACAGAGGAGGAGUGGAGCAGGAGAGUGGCCGAACUCAACGCUUUACAGCGGGACGGUCCACGCUGAAAAUGAAACCUUCAUGGAUACCUGAGGUCACACCUGCGCCUGCAGCAGCCAAUCAGCAGCUGAACGCCAGAUAAGAGGAACUCAGACUCAAACACUUUCUGUUUUUAGUGUCAGCCUGAUUUAGCCUGGUAUACAGAGAGAAUAUUUUUAAAGUUUCACCACCUCGCAUAUAAAUCUACAUUUCUCUGCACAAUAAUUUACAAUUUUGUAUAAAAUGAAUUUUUAUUGAUCAUUUAUUGCAGGUGAGGAUGGUCCGUGUUUCAUCACUUUCAUUCAGUUGUUCAGUUCCACCUGGAAAACUAAAAAACUAAAAACACUAUUGAGUAUUUAUGUGUUUUUCAGUAUAAAC
This is a messenger RNA of Plectropomus leopardus (leopard coralgrouper), 692 nucleotides long. The record is from RefSeq and is a predicted model, not a curated record. NCBI's taxonomy places the organism in Eukaryota, Metazoa, Chordata, Actinopteri, Perciformes, Serranidae.